CUGAUCUUUUAACUUUGCUCUUCCUGACAGGUGUCAUAUGCCAGGCCAAGCUCUGAUACCAUAAAGGAUGCCAACCUUUACAUAAGUGGGCUGCCUAAAACAAUGACGCAGAAGGACAUAGAAGAAAUGUUUGCACGUUAUGGCAAAAUAAUCAACUCCCGUGUCCUCGUCGAUCAAGUGUCAGGACUCUCUCGUGGUGUGGCUUUCAUUCGGUUUGACAAGAGAGCAGAGGCAGAGGACGCAAUUAAGGACUUGAAUGGGCAGAAGCCGCCAGGAGCUGCAGAGCCAAUCACUGUAAAGUUCGCUGCCAGUCCCAACCAAGUGAAAAACUCACAAAUUAUUCCACCUGUUUACCACACACAGCCUCGCCGCUUUGGGGGGCCCGUCCACCACCAGGCCCAGAGAUUCAGGUUCUCUCCAAUGAGUGUGGACCACAUGAGUGGCAUGUCUGGAGGUAACAUGCCUGGAAACUCCUCGUCAGGCUGGUGUAUUUUCGUUUACAACCUGGGCCAGGAUGCAGAUGAGGGCAUUCUGUGGCAGAUGUUCGGGCCGUUCGGUGCCGUCACAAAUGUGAAAGUGAUCUGCGACUUCAACACCAACAAGUGCAAAGGAUUUGGGUUUGUUA
Sinocyclocheilus rhinocerous is the source of this 625-nucleotide messenger RNA. Its product is annotated as ELAV-like protein 1. The annotation marks the transcript as partial. Gene Ontology annotation, molecular function: RNA binding. The record is from RefSeq and is a predicted model, not a curated record. Gene Ontology annotation, cellular component: ribonucleoprotein complex. Lineage: Eukaryota; Metazoa; Chordata; Actinopteri; Cypriniformes; Cyprinidae. The transcript is spliced from 3 exons.